AUGAUGGUGCAAAGAAUGUCCAUGUUAGGGUUCUUGUUCUUGCUAAUCAUCGGAAUCUUCGAAUUCGACGCAGUUUAUAGUUACAAUCGGCCACCACCUCGUCAAACACUCUUUGUUCCAAAUGCGGAUCAGGACUCGCAGAUGCCACAACAGGUACACAUAUCUCAAGUGGGCCAAAACAAGAUGAGGAUAUCAUGGAUCACAAAGAGCCCAACUUCAGCAAAGGUUUGGUUCGGCCCAUCUCCUUCUGCAAAUGCAUUAUCUGCCACAGGGACCACCUCUUCCUACCGUUAUGUGCUGUACAAGUCCGGUGAAAUCCAUGACGUGGUAAUUGGUCCCCUCAACCCUAACUCCAUCUACUACUACCGUUUGGGUGACCCUCCCUCUUCUCAAACAUACAACUUCAAGACUCCUCCUUCUCAACUUCCCAUUAAGUUUGCAGUAGUUGGAGAUCUUGGACAAACGGGUUGGACCAGGUCGACCUUGGAUCAUGUGGAUAAGUCAAACUACGACAUGCUGCUUCUACCCGGUGAUCUAUCCUACGCAGACGUGAUUCAAAAUCUGUGGGACUCAUUUGGUGGAUUGGUUGAACCAUUAGCUAGCCAGCGUCCUUGGAUGGUCACCCAAGGCAACCAUGAAGUUGAAAAAAUUCCAGUCAUUCACCAAACGCCAUUCACAGCAUACAACUCUAGAUGGCAUAUGCCCUUUGAAGAAAGUGGAUCAAACUCUAACCUCUACUAUUCUUUCGAUGUGGCUGGUGUUCAUGUCAUCAUGCUUGGCUCCUACACCCAAUUUGACUCGUCUUCUCCGCAAUACAGUUGGCUUCAAAGUGACUUGCGAAAGGUUAACAGGAGAAACACUCCCUGGAUACUGGUGCUCAUUCACGCCCCUUGGUACAACUCCAACACCGCUCAUCAGGGUGAGCCUGAAUCCGUUCAAAUGAAAGCUUCCAUGGAAGAUUUGCUCUACCAAGCCCGUGUUGAUGUUGUUUUUGCGGGCCAUGUUCAUGCUUAUGAACGCUUUACACGGGUUUAUAAAGACAAACCUAACAAUUGUGCUCCAGUGCAUAUCACAAUCGGAGAUGGGGGUAACCGUGAAGGCCUUGCGACCAGGUACAGAAAUCCUAUGCCAUCCAUAUCAAUGUUCAGGGAGGCUAGCUUUGGACACGGUGUAUUGGAAGUAGUGAAUGCAUCUCAUGCUCAAUGGACCUGGCACAGGAACGAUAACGAUGAAGCCAUUGUUAGUGAUUCUAUCUGGCUCACAAGUUUAUCCUCCAAUCCUUCUUGUAAACAGUGA
Sphenostylis stenocarpa is the source of this 1296-nucleotide messenger RNA. Lineage: Eukaryota; Viridiplantae; Streptophyta; Magnoliopsida; Fabales; Fabaceae. The record is from the annotation of a GenBank genome assembly.